AAUACACAACACCUACCACCCGAAACUUUAUUACGCUCUGUGAAGGGCGGCCAUAUUGCAGUGGAAUUGUGAAAUAAGCCAGAUAAAUGAAGCGGAAAAUUUUCUGCUAGAACAUAUUCACUUCAGGAAUAACAGACAAGCAUCAUGGCUUAUACUGGUGAUUCCAACGCACCUCUUCGCGACGUGAAGAGAGUACAGUUUGGGAUUUUAGGACCAGAUGAAAUCAGGAGGAUGUCUGUUACAGAAGGAGGUAUAAAAUACUCUGAAACAAUGGAGGGUGGUAGACCAAAGCUUGGUGGAUUGAUGGAUCCCAGACAAGGAACAGUAGAUAGGACUUCCAGAUGUCAGACAUGUGCAGGGAUCAUGCAGGAAUGCCCUGGACAUUUUGGACACAUAGAAUUAGCCAAACCAGUCUUCCAUGUUGGCUUUCUGACAAAAACCAUCAAAAUGAUAAGAUGUGUGUGUUUCUACUGUUCAAAGCUGUUGGUUGAUAUCAAUCAUCCAAAGGUUAAAGAUGUUAUAGCAAAAUCUAAAGGAUUUCCAAGAAAAAGAUUUGCACAUGUUUAUGAUCUUUGUAAAACUAAGAAGAUCUGUGAAGGUGGAGAUGAGAUGGAUGGUAAACUUGGUGAAGAUCUUCAGGAUGAAGAGAAAAAGCAUCAGCAUGGUGGGUGUGGAAGAUUUCAACCAAAAAUAAGAAGACAAGGUUUAGAUUUAACUGCAGAAUGGAAGAAUAUAAAUGAAGAAACACAGGAGAAAAAGAUUGUAUUGACUGCAGAAAGAGUUCAUGAGAUUUUGAAGCGCAUCUCAGAUGAGGAAUGCAUUGUACUUGGAAUGGAUCCCAAGUUUGCCAGACCUGACUGGAUGGUUAUUACUGUACAGCCAGUUCCACCACUCUGUGUCAGACCAGCUGUUGUCAUGUUUGGCUCAGCUAGAAAUCAGGAUGAUUUAACUCAUAAGUUGUCAGACAUUAUCAAAGCAAAUAAUCAGUUACGAAGAAAUGAACAAAAUGGUGCAGCUGCACACAUCAUUUCUGAAGACACUAAAAUGUUACAGUAUCAUGUGGCAACUUUCACAGAUAAUGAACUUCCUGGUUUGCCAAAGGCCACACAGAAAUCGGGUAGACCUUUAAAGUCUGUUAAACAGAGAUUGAAGGGUAAAGAAGGAAGAGUAAGAGGAAACUUGAUGGGUAAACGUGUUGACUUUUCAGCUCGUACUGUCAUUACUCCAGAUCCAAACUUGAGAAUUGAUCAAGUAGGAGUGCCCAGAUCUAUAGCACAGAACAUGACAUUUCCUGAGUUAGUCACACCGUUUAAUAUAGACAAAAUGCAUGAUUUAGUGCAGAGAGGAUCCAAUCAGUAUCCUGGUGCUAAGUAUAUUGUACGGGAUAAUGGAGAGAGAAUAGAUUUAAGAUUUCAUCCAAAAUCCAGUGAUCUUCAUCUACAGAUAGGAUACAAGGUGGAAAGGCAUAUGCAGGAUAAUGAUUUUAUUGUGUUUAAUCGACAACCAACACUACAUAAGAUGAGUAUGAUGUGUCACAGAGUCAAAGUUUUACCAUGGUCUACAUUCAGAUUAAAUCUGAGUGUAACCACACCAUACAAUGCAGAUUUUGAUGGAGAUGAAAUGAACUUGCAUCUUCCCCAGUCUUUAGAGACGAAAGCUGAGAUUUCUAACUUGGCCCUUGUAUCCAAGAUGAUAAUAACACCACAGUCUAACAGACCAGUUAUGGGUAUUGUACAGGACACGUUGACUGCUGUCCGAAAAAUGACCAAAAGAGAUGUAUUUUUAGACAGGGGACAAAUGAUGAACCUUUUGAUGUUUUUACCAAGCUGGGAUGGUCACAUGCCACAGCCGGCUAUACUAAAACCCAGACCUUAUUGGACAGGAAAACAGCUGAUUACCUUAGUCAUUCCAGGUCGUGUAAAUUGUAUAAGAACCCACAGUACUCACAAUGAUGAUGAAGACAGAGGUCCGUACAAAUGGAUUUCACCUGGUGAUACUAAGGUAUUGAUAGAGGAUGGUGUUCUGAUUAGUGGUAUUCUAUGUAAGAAGACUUUGGGUGCCUCUUCUGGAUCUCUGCUUCACGUGCUAUUCCAGGAGCUGGGAUUUGAAACAGCUGGUUAUAUGUAUGGUAACAUUCAAACUGUUGUCAACAACUGGCUGAUGUACGAAGCUAAUAGUAUUGGUAUUGGUGACACCAUUGCUGAUCCUCAAACUUACGUUGAUAUUCAGGACACUAUUAGAAAAGCCAAGUUUGAUGUGAUAGAGGUUAUUGAAAAAGCCCACAAUGAUGACUUGGAGCCUUCACCAGGUAAUACACUGCGUCAGACUUUUGAGAAUCAGGUGAACAGAAUCUUGAAUGGAGCUAGAGACAAGACUGGUAGUAAAGCUCAACAGUCUUUGUCAGAUUUCAACAACUUCAAAUCUAUGGUAGUGGCUGGAUCUAAAGGUUCCAAGAUUAAUAUAUCUCAGGUUAUUGCCUGUGUGGGACAACAGAACGUGGAAGGAAAGCGAAUUCCUUUUGGUUUCCGGUACAGAACUUUGCCACAUUUCAUCAAAGACGAUUAUGGUCCAGAAUCUAGAGGAUUUGUAGAAAACUCCUACCUUGCCGGACUGACACCAUCAGAAUUUUACUUCCACGCCAUGGGAGGACGUGAAGGUCUCAUUGAUACUGCUGUAAAAACUGCAGAAACUGGCUACAUUCAAAGGCGAUUGAUCAAAGCUAUGGAGAGUGUGAUGGUAAAAUAUGAUGGAACUGUACGUAACCAAAUUGAACAGUUGUGUCAGUUAACAUAUGGUGAGGAUGGCCUUGAUGCCUGUCAUGUUGAGUUUCAAGAUCUGCCUACAGUUAAACCACCUGAGCGCAUCUUUGAGAAAAAGUUCAAGCUGGAUCCUAAUGAUGAAAGGCUCUUAAGGAAAUCAAUGAGUGAAGAGACUAUUAAAGAUCUGCUUGGAGAUGCUCAGGCCUUAGCCUUGUUAGAAAAUGAGUGGGAACAAUUAAGAGAGGACAGGGAAACAGUUCGUUCAAUCUUCCCCAGAGGAGAUAGUAAAGUGGUAUUACCUUGCAAUCUACACAGACUAAUAUGGAAUGCCCAAAAAAUCUUCAGGAUUAAUACACAUAAACCUACAGACCUUCAUCCAGCUAAAAUUGUAGAAGGUGUUGCUGAGCUGUGUAAAAGAUUGAUAUCAGUACCAGGAGACGAUAAACUCAGUGUUCAAGCUAAUGCUAAUGCUACAAUUCUGAUGAAAUGUCUUGUAAGAUCAACACUGUGUGCAAAGAGAGUGACAGAAGAAUUCAGACUCAGUGCUGAAGCAUUUGAGUGGCUGCUUGGUGAAAUUGAAACAAGAUUUCAACAGUCUCAUGUACAUCCAGGUGAAAUGGUUGGAGCUCUAGGUGCCCAAUCUCUGGGAGAACCUGCUACACAGAUGACAUUGAACACUUUCCAUCAUGCUGGUGUAUCAGCUAAAAACGUAACUCUUGGUGUACCUAGAUUGAAGGAGAUUAUCAAUAUAUCAAAGAAACCAAAAACUCCAUCAUUGACAGUAUAUCUUACGGGUCAAGCAGCCAGAGAUGCUGAGAAAGCUAAGGAUGUGUUAUGUAAAUUAGAACAUACAACACUUAGAAAAGUGACAGCCAACACAGCUAUAUAUUAUGAUCCAGACCCACAGAACACAGUAAUUGCUGAAGAUCAAGAAUGGGUUAAUGUUUACUAUGAAAUGCCUGACUUUGAUGUCUCAAGGAUCUCACCCUGGUUGCUAAGGAUUGAACUGAACAGAAAGCGAAUGACUGACAAAAAAUUAAGUAUGGAACAUAUUUCAGAAAAGAUCACAGCAGGAUUUGGUGAUGAUCUUAAUUGUAUAUUCAAUGAUGACAAUGCAGAGAAGUUAGUGCUUAGGAUCAGGAUUAUGAAUUCUGGAGGAGACAAAGUAGAUUCUGAAGAAGAGAUUGUUGACAAAAUGGAGGAUGAUGUAUUCCUAAGAUGUAUAGAGUCAAAUCUAUUGUCAGAUAUGUCUCUACAGGGUUUAGAGGCUAUAGGAAAGGUAUACAUGCAUUUACCAACAACUGAUGACAAGAAGAGAAUUUUCAUCACUGACACAGGAGAGUUUAAAGGAGUGGCAGAAUGGAUCUUGGAAACUGAUGGUACAGCUCUGAUGAGAGUUUUGAGUCAGCGUAAUGUAGAUCCUAUCAGAACUACAACUAACGAUAUUGUUGAGGUUUUCCAGACACUAGGCAUUGAAGCUGUGCGAAAGUCAAUUGAGAAAGAAAUGACUCAUGUCAUUUCUUUUGAUGGUUCUUACGUAAAUUACAGACAUUUGGCCUUGUUGUGUGACGUGAUGACAGCUAAAGGUCAUUUGAUGGCUAUUACUCGUCACGGCAUUAACAGACAGGAAACUGGUGCCCUAGCCAGAUGUUCUUUUGAAGAAACAGUUGAUAUUUUGAUUGAAGCUGCAGCCCAUGCAGAAGUUGAUCCUAUGAUGGGUGUAUCUGAAGCCAUUAUGGUUGGACAGUUAGCUAAGAUUGGCACAGGUGCAUUUGAUCUGUUGUUAGAUGCAGAGAAAUGUAAACUUGGAAUGGAGAUCCCUACAAAUAUUGGUGUGGGAAUAAUUGGUGGAAGUACUGGUUUGUUUUUUGGAGCACCUGGAAGUCCUGGAGCCAGCAUGUCACCACAGAUGACACCAUGGCAGACUGGAGCUACUCCCGGCUAUGGUGCAUGGUCACCAGGUGUUGGAAGUGGAAUGACUCCAGGAGCUGCUGGAUUCUCACCAUCUGCUGCUAGUGAGAGUGGUUACAGUCCAGGAUACAGUCCAGCCUGGUCUCCACAACCUGGUUCUCCUGGUUCCCCAGCCAGUCCAUAUAUACCAAGUCCAGCUGGAGCACUAUCUCCUAGUUAUUCUCCAGCCUCUCCUUCCUACGUACCAUCAUCACCUGCAGUGACACCACAGAGUCCAGGAUACUCACCAACAAGUCCAUCAUAUUCUCCAACAAGUCCUGGAUAUUCACCAACUUCUCCAAAUUACAGUCCAACAAGCCCGUCAUAUUCACCUACAAGUCCUUCAUACAGUCCAACUUCUCCAUCUUAUUCACCAACAUCACCAUCUUAUUCUCCAACGUCACCAUCAUACAGUCCAACAAGUCCAUCAUACUCGCCAACUUCACCAUCAUACUCUCCAACAAGUCCAAGCUACAGUCCAACAUCGCCAUCCUACAGUCCAACAAGUCCAUCAUACUCACCAACUUCUCCAUCAUACAGUCCAACCAGUCCUUCAUAUUCACCGACAUCACCUUCUUACUCGCCAACAAGUCCAAGUUACAGUCCAACGUCACCAAGUUACAGUCCAACAUCACCAAGUUACUCACCGACAAGUCCGAGCUACUCGCCAACUUCGCCAUCAUAUUCUCCAACAAGUCCAAGCUACAGCCCGACAAGCCCAUCUUACAGUCCGACAAGUCCAAGCUACAGUCCAAGUAGUCCAAAUUACAGUCCAAGCAGUCCGAGUUAUUCACCAAGCAGUCCAAAGUACAGUCCUACAAGUCCAAGUUAUUCUCCAACGAGUCCGUCAUAUUCUCCAAGUUCACCACAGUACUCUCCAUCAUCACCGAAAUAUUCACCAGCAAGUCCAUCAUAUUCUCCAAGCAGUCCAAAGUACACACCUACAUCACCGACUUAUUCACCAAGUUCACCGAACUACAGUCCUACAUCACCAGAAUAUAGUCCAAGUUCACCACAGUACAGUCCAAGCUCGCCAAAGUACAGUCCUGCUUCACCAUCUUAUUCACCGUCAAGUCCAAAAUACAGUCCACAGAGUCCAACUUAUUCGCCAUCUAGCCCGAAAUAUUCACCUGGAAGUCCAACGUACUCUCCAACUAGUCCUCAGUAUUCACCAACAAGUCCAACAUACACUCCUGGAACACCAAAGUAUUCACCAACGAGUCCAGCAUACUCUGCUGCUGACGAUGAUGAUAGUGAUAUGGAGUAAGUGAUUUUCAUUUUGAAAUUUUCACAUGUGAACUGUUAAUGUACAAUUAUUAGCAAUAGGAAACCAAAUGUACAGAAAUGUGGGUUUCAUAUGACCUAAGUUCAAGUGUUGACUGUCAAAAUGUAUAUAGUUUUUUCUAGAGAGAUAUUUUUCUCAUUUUGCUUUUCAACAUAGUGGAAUUGCAGAAAUUGUAUAAAUUUUUGUAUGCAUAUAGGUAUCUUAUAUAAAGUUGAGUUAUCUGAUAAUGUUUUCAUAUUGACUGAUAUUGGAAAAAGCAAUGACUUGUAUUUCAAAUAAUCCAUCAUGAUAUGACUAAAGUACUUUCUAUUAUAUCAAUUUUUACAGCUUUUUAACUGCAACAAUUUCAGUAUCCACCAAAAUAUUGAAUUGGGAUUUAAUAAUUCACCAAAAUAUAAACUGCCAAAAUUUUUUUCAUCGACUUUGUUGCCCCUAAAUCAAGAUAUUUUACACCUGCUAUACAUGAUUUUGGCAAAUUGGAAAAAAAAAAGAACCUGAAAAAUCUUAAGGUGUUCAUAUAUAUAUAUUUAAUUUGCAUGUAAUUUAUGCUGUUUUAAGCAGAAAAUUCAUUCUUUGAUGUUUAAAAUGAGUGUUUGUCUUAUUUUAGUGUUUAAUGCCUCAACUUUCAGAUUAUUGUGCCUAUGUGUAUACAUAAGAUAGUUAUGGUUAUUGGUAUUAGACACAUAUGUUUAUAUUUUAAACUGGUAUUUCAAUAGCCAAUAGUGGUGAAAGUGGUGUUAAACACCAAAUAAUCAGUCAAUCAUUAAUGUAUCAUGUACGUGAAUGCUCCAACAUCAUUUCCAAGCAUGUCUGAGUUAGUGCUUUGUAUUGUGAAAGGACCUGUUUUUGUUCAUGUUCACUAUAUAUUUCAUACAAAAAUUGUAAAUAAUUAUCAUUCAUUGUAAAUAAAUCCAUCCUCCUAUACCAUAUAUUGAUGUAAAAAAAAAUACAAAAAAAUAAUACACAUCUAUAAAGUAUAAUAAUAUAAAGCAAAGUAAAGACAUUUUUCCUCAUUUGCGCUUUUGUAAUUUUUGAGCAGUGUUGUCUAUAAAUGGAGACUUGGUAAUAUUUUUCAUAGUGAUUUAGGAGUUAUUACAAUUUUAAGUUUUUGGAUUUGAUUGAUUAUCAAAAAGAAUUUCUGACAGACUUAAGUCUCUGUUUUUCAAUAGAUUUUCUUUAGCUUCAUCUCAGCCUCUGUCCAUUCCUCAGACUGGAACACCAUUUUUAAGGAUUAAUUGUUACCAAUGACAAGAAUAAGAAUAAGAUCUUUUGAUUAUAUUUUUUUUAUUAGCAACAAUGUUAUCAUAUUGAUAAAAGAAUGUUCAUGUUAUUGAAAAUUCACAGUUUUAUGUUGCAAUGUACAUUUAGCAAUGUUUGUGACAUGUGGUUUAUAUGUAUUAAAUAUUAUUUUUUUUAUUGUCAGAAUUUUUUUGUGUAUAGCAUAAAUAUUUGGUGAAGAAAGCCUUCAGUUUAGUAUGUCUAAUACAGAAUUUGAUUUCAAGGUUAAUUCAUCCUGUAAUUGAAACAUUUCAAAAUCAAACAAAAAACAGAAUUUUUAGAAUAGAUAAUUAAAAUAACUUUUUUCUGUUACAGAAUUCAGUUUCAUUUUGUAGUAAUGACAUUUGAAAAGAAAAAAACCUAUUAAGGUAGAUGGGGUGUCUAAAUUAUAAUCCAUAGAAUUUUUUAAUAAUUUGCCAAAAUGUAGUUUAUAUCAAGCUUUUUAAAAAAAAAUGUUAAAAAGAAUGGGUCACAGGGCUUAUUUUCACGCUACAGGUUGUUCAAAAUUAACAGAUUUUGUAUAGAUUAUGCAUGGAAAACCCAAUUUUCUGCCAUAAAACGAAAACUACACCAUAGAAUUUUGAGAUAAAAUAUGAGAAGAUAGCUUUAAUAGUAUGCUUUCAGAUAAGAAAAAGAAAAAAUGGGGUCACCGGACCCGUUUUCUUGCUACAUAAUAAAAUAGGUAAAUUCCUAACACAUUCUAUUGUAAAAGUACCUUUAUCUGAAUUAUCUGCCCUUACAUUUGAGUUGCCUCCCCUAAUGUGGCAAAGUUGGAAAAAAUUGAAUCAAACAAAAGUUUUCUGUUUUUUGUAAAAUACAACCAUAAAUAUGAUAAAACAUGCCAUUUUCUAUGUUGAAAUGAAAAUUCUUACACAUGAAUUAUCUACUACUCUCAAAAUUUGCACAUUCUAUUAAAGAUCUAGACCGAUUGUUUUCAGGUAUUACAAAAUCCAAGAUGGAGGAAGACACCCUAUCUACCUUAAUUUGAUAAUAAUAUUGGUUCCUUAAUAUAAACAUAAAAAAAAGGUGUUUCUAUUCAAACAUUAUUGUGUUAGAAUGACUAUAAUAUGGAAAAUUGGUGCCGAUUUCUUUUUUGUGGACAUCUCCAAUAGUGUUUAUUUGCUCUAUUUCUUGUAAAUACAGUGUAUGCAUCACUUGUUUAAUUAAAUAUGUUUAUAAAUGUUCAGCUUAUUGUGAUCAGAUUUAAUUAGAUGUAAAGUUUUAAUGUGAAAUAUUUUUUGUAUGAGAGGUUGUAAUUUAAAAAAAAAAAAUGCUAAUAACAUAAGGCAGAAAUGGUUACUCCACCUUCAGACUGUCAGUUAAAAAUAUAUAUAAAAGGAUAAGAAUGAAGCUUUUGAUUUAUUGAAAAUAAGUUGUCAUUUUGGAAUUUUAGAAAGAAAUAUUGAGAUGGCACUAUCAUUCAUAGAUUUCAAAGAUAAUUGAAACAAAUGCUGUUUUACAGAGAGAGAUAUGUAGAUAUGCCACUUUCUAAAAUGGUAUGUUGGAAGAGGAUCAUAAAACCAAUUUUCUAAACAAUUGAAAGUCAGUGCUUUUGUGGUACUUUCAUUAUGGCUUUGUAAAUGAUGGUAUUGCUGUAUGUUUGAAAUGAUUGAGACAUUGUUAAUAUUGAUAUGUAUGUAUAAAGAGCAGAUGAAUGAUGAAUAAAGGAUAGAUAAAAGGAAA
Messenger RNA from Mytilus californianus (California mussel), 8955 nucleotides. RefSeq names its product DNA-directed RNA polymerase II subunit RPB1-like. Gene Ontology annotation, molecular function: DNA binding. Gene Ontology annotation, cellular component: RNA polymerase II, core complex. The coding region runs from base 145 to 5976 and encodes 1943 amino acids. The record is from RefSeq and is a predicted model, not a curated record. NCBI's taxonomy places the organism in Eukaryota, Metazoa, Mollusca, Bivalvia, Mytilida, Mytilidae. The transcript is spliced from 22 exons. Gene Ontology annotation, biological process: transcription by RNA polymerase II.